Coccidioides immitis RS is the source of this 501-nucleotide messenger RNA. RefSeq lists its product as uncharacterized. The record is from RefSeq and is a predicted model, not a curated record. The transcript has 4 exons. Lineage: Eukaryota; Fungi; Ascomycota; Eurotiomycetes; Onygenales; Onygenaceae. Bases 1 to 501 code for a protein of 166 amino acids.
AUGGUCGGAGAAUUGCUGCUGUAUGGAUGGACUUCUUCUGCGUCGAGAGCCGGGACGAGAAGCCUGGAGAAUGGGGCUUGUCUCAAUAGUGAGCAUGGCGGGGUUGGACGUUUGACCAUUCCAGAAGAGAUCAUUCUGACCUCACACCGUAAUAUGUAUGUAUGUAUGUACAAGGCUGGAGGUGGGUGCGAAGACGGAUCUGUAUCUGUGGUUCGGUUUCAAAAAAGGAUCUCGCAGAUCAUCAUCUCCGGAACACCUGCGCAUCCUGGCCCUGUGGAUAGGCUGGUGGAAUCACACCUGGGUUGGAGUAAGACAAGGGCCAACACGAAUGGCCGUGUCGUCAAACCCCCCAUAACGGCAUUCGGGAUGAAGCUUGUUGGCCUCUCCACACCCGCCUCUGCUUCCCAGGGCGAUGCGCGCAAGCCCGGGGAAAUCAAGGGACCCAACCGUCCAGGCCCGGUGAUCCUGUCCGGCGAUAAUUGGACGACUGGCACGGGGUGA